UUUUAAAUCAAUCGAUUCGUUUUCGAGAAAAUUAGAAAAAUCAUCUUAAUUUGUUCAGAUAGAAAACAAAAACACACGAAAAUAUGGCUUUUCAUUCCAAUAAGUGUUCAAAAUUUUGCCCGUUAGGGUUUGCCAAAAUUACAAUUCGUUUAUAAUUUAAAACGGAAACUAGCAACAUAAACAUCAAUUUGGAAGAUUAGACGUGGCAACAACCCGAAUUUUCGCAUCGUUUCAUCAACACAGAUACCUGGGCGAACUGUAUUUAUUGUUAUACCUAUUUAGUUAUUUGUUGGUAAGGGAAAGACAAAAUUCGAUUUGCUGUCAGUUUCCUUUGUGACAAAAAUUCACUUAAACAUAGUUAUUUAGAUAAGAGAGAGCAGGCUAUCUUCGUUAGACAUAAAAUAUUGUACAAAUUUGCUGCGAAUAUCAUUAGCCACCAAACUUCCACGAACUGGAUUCGUAAUAGAAUGGGGAUGGUGCUAAUAGAAGCUUACAUGUAGCGAUGGAGGUGUGCAUGUCUAGCAGCCUUUUCUGUUCGAUAAGUUGCGGCAGAGAAUUGACAGCAGUCGUAAUCCUGGCCGUGUUGUCCGAGACGACCAUCGCCAUAGCAACGUCGUUCUCUUUAUCUUCCAGUCCCAUCGAACUGCGCAGUUUCUUCACCUCCUCCUCAGAAGACUUGUACUGUUCCAACUCCUCCUGAAUCGCCUCGGCGACUGUCGGAAAAGGGCUGCCCUUGUGCUGGGACCAGAACUUGUCGCGGCUGUCCAAUUCGCAGGCGCGGUUCUUUGCUCGAGCACCUGCAAUACUCAUUCAUACUGUUUCUGAAAUAUCACUGUUUUGAAUAUUUCAUCAGAUUCGAUUCAUGUUCAAAUAAAUAGA
Messenger RNA from Acanthoscelides obtectus, 879 nucleotides. Lineage: Eukaryota; Metazoa; Arthropoda; Insecta; Coleoptera; Chrysomelidae. The record is from the annotation of a GenBank genome assembly.